Messenger RNA from Durio zibethinus, 1641 nucleotides. The record is from RefSeq and is a predicted model, not a curated record. Lineage: Eukaryota; Viridiplantae; Streptophyta; Magnoliopsida; Malvales; Malvaceae.
UUACAGGAAGAUGUGGAUCUUAUGGCAAAACUGAAUUUUGAUGCAUACAGGUUCUCCAUCUCAUGGACCAGAAUUUUCCCUGAUGGGACUGGGAAAGUAAAUUGGAAGGGAGUUGCAUAUUACAACAGGUUGAUCAACUACUUGCUAGAAAGAGGCAUCACACCGUAUGCUAAUCUUAAUCACUAUGAUUUUCCUGAAGCACUUGAGAAGAAAUACAAUGGCUGGUUGAGUUAUCAAGCAGUGAAAGAUUUUGCUGAUUUUGCGGAUUUCUGUUUCAAGACCUUUGGAGACAGGGUGAAGGACUGGAUGACAUUCAAUGAACCAAGAGUAGUUGCUGCACUUGGGUAUGAUAAUGGGUUCUUUGCUCCUGGAAGGUGCUCCAAAGCAUAUGGAAAUUGUACUGCAGGCAAUUCUGGGACCGAGCCAUACAUUGUUGCCCAUCAUUUGAUUUUAUCCCAUGCAGCUGCAGUGCAGAGAUACCGCGACAAGUACCAACAAAAACAGAAGGGAAGGAUUGGAAUUCUCUUGGAUUUUGUAUGGUACGAACCUCUUACCAGAUCAAAGGCUGACAGAUAUGCGGCUCAAAGAGCAAUAGACUUUCAUGUUGGAUGGUUUAUACAUCCCCUUGUGUAUGGAGAGUAUCCUAGGACAAUGCAGGUGAUUGUGGGCAAUAGGCUACCCAAGUUCACAAAAGAAGAGGUUAAGAUGGUGAAAGGAUCAUUUGAUUUUGUGGGCAUUAACCAGUAUACAACUUACUAUAUGUAUGACCCGUAUCAGUCUAAACCAAAAGUUUUAGGCUAUCAGCAGGAUUGGAAUACUGGAUUUGCUUAUGCGAAAAGAGGAGUGCCAAUUGGUCCAAGAGCGUAUUCUUAUUGGCUCUACAAUGUGCCUUGGGGAUUGUAUAAGUGUCUGAUGUAUAUAAAAGAGAAGUAUGGGAAUCCCAUUGUAAUUUUGUCUGAAAAUGGUAUGGAUGAUCCAGGAAACGUGACGCUUGCCCAGGGAUUGCAUGACACUACAAGGAUCAACUACUACAAGGGUUACAUGACUCAGAUGAAAAAGGCUGUUGAUGACGGGGCAAACGUUGUUGGCUACUUCGCAUGGUCAUUGCUGGACAAUUUUGAAUGGAGAUUAGGCUACACUUCAAGGUUUGGCAUUGUCUAUGUUGAUUUCUCAAGCUUGAAGAGGUACCCAAAGAUGUCAGCCUACUGGUUCAAGCAGCUUCUUACUCGAAAAAAGCAAUAAGCGGCCAGACUCUGUUCAUGUUUUAAUCAUGUAGAGAGACUGUUCAUGCAAGAAACAAACCAUUGUGAGGCCAGCUCCAAUGCUUUAGCCCUCCCAUAGUAUGGUUAUUUCCCUUCCUACCAUUGUAACCACCUAGCUUAAGUACUAAAAGAAUAAAUGGUGCUCAAUAAUGACUUCUAAAAGCAUACAGGUGUUUUUGGUGCAUCAUUUUGUGAUUCUUGUUAAAAAAAGAAACGAAAAAGAAAUUGUAAAUUAAACAGAUGAAAGAUUACACACGAGCAAAAAAGUUCAAAAUACUGUUCCUAGUCCUUGAGUUGCUGCAAUUACUUCUCUUCAACUUGUCAUUUUGGCCUCUUCCUCUCCCACUAAACACUCUUUUGGUUUUAGAACUCACACUUU